Messenger RNA from Ectocarpus siliculosus, 810 nucleotides. NCBI's taxonomy places the organism in Eukaryota, Phaeophyceae, Ectocarpales, Ectocarpaceae. The record is from the annotation of a GenBank genome assembly.
GUGAGGAAGGCGUGGAAGCACAUGGCUCUGAGAGUGGUUGUGGGGCUACUUUUGGUGGUGUUCGUUACGGAAGAAAUCAGCGCGUUCGUUACCGUUCCCACGAGAACAGCUCGAAGAGGGCAGUAUCCGAAUCACGCAGGAAAACACCCCACGACCAACGGGCUGCGCAUGAUGAUGGGCAAGAAGGGAGGGGCUCGUUCGAAGAAGAAGCGAGGGCGAGGCGGGAUCGGAGAUGUCGGCGUGGAGGACGAGGCUGUGGGUAUGGAUAAGAGGGGGGACGCUGCGGCAGAAGAGAGCGAUGGGAGUGUGCCUCGCCUGGUUGUUAUGGACCUUGACUACACGUUGUGGAAGCCGGAGCUGUACCAGAUGAGGGGGGCGCCCUUCACCAAGAAGAAGGACGGCAAGGUAAGGGAUCGCUCGGGCGAGGUGAUCGACCUCUUCCCCGGCGUUCGAGAAGCGCUGCUGGAGGUGCACAGGGGGCAUCGCUUCAGGGACACCAAGCUGGCCAUCGCUUCGAGGACGUCGCACGAAAGAUGGGCGCGGCAAGUUAUGGGUCUCAUCGAGCUUGAGCCCGGGCUCCUGAUGCGCAGCGUUUUUUCGUUCACCGAAAUCUACUCGGGCUCUAAGGUUCGGCACUUCGGGGAGAUUCGUCGAAACUCGAAGGUUUCCUACGAGGAAAUGAUUUUCUUCGACGAUUGGGACCAGAACUGCAAGGACGUGGGCAAGCUCGGUGUCACUUGCGUGGAGUGUCGGCGGGUGGUUUCAACCUUUUGGCGUCGGGCAUGUCAAACCAUGCAUGCUGGGGAUUAA